Molecule: messenger RNA, 3996 nt
Organism: Strongylocentrotus purpuratus (purple sea urchin)
Lineage: Eukaryota; Metazoa; Echinodermata; Echinoidea; Camarodonta; Strongylocentrotidae
Product: SNF1-related protein kinase catalytic subunit alpha KIN10
Exons: 8
Coding region: 763-3321 (852 amino acids)
Biological process (GO): intracellular signal transduction; protein phosphorylation
Cellular component (GO): cytoplasm
Molecular function (GO): ATP binding; protein serine/threonine kinase activity
Source: RefSeq, a predicted model, not a curated record
CUGGCCCGCAUGUUUGCUUGGGCUAUCAAUAGAUUAUCACAUAUACAUCUUGAGAAGGGGGUAGGGACAGGGGGAAACAACGAGUAUGAUUAGUAUCGAACAGGCCCCGCUUUAAAAGUGUUUUGUUCGUCUUUUUUGUCAGAUUUUGUACCCUUGGAUAGCAAGAUGAAUUGGCCAUUCAGUCGGUUAUUGAUCGCCAUUUUAGCGCGAAGUAUCGAUCGACGCAUACCUUUUCACUAUGGGGUAUAAUGGAGGAGGGUCCCAGCCUCUUUUAUAGCGGUUUUGCGGUCGUGAAGGGGUGAUGUGUUAUAUACCCCUUCCUUAGGAACAACCCCAAGCCACUGCGGGUGUAGUAUACGUUUCACCAGCUUGAAGAAAAAGUGAAAGUUUAUCGUUAACAGGCCUGUCGUCUGCGCGAUUUAUCAAGCGAUAUUUAUGCAUGGUACGCUCUCCUAAGAACAUUCUUGGUCACAUAUUGGAAUUUUCGAGCAAAAUGUUUUGAUAGUUGUGAAAAGGAAUCUUCAUUUGAAGAAUUGAUUUGAUAGAGAACGCGGGUUCACGUAAGAGGGUUCGAACAAAGGCGUACAAAAGAUCUUGAUAUUUGGAAUUUUGAAAGUAGUCUUACGCUCUCUGACGGAGAUGUCGCCUUCCGUCACCCAAGAAGGAAAACAUUUAACGAUGUUCCCGCAGCGUCUGAAGUAGAUUCCAAAGGAUCUCUUUGGAAAUUAUUAAAUAAGGACAUUAUCAUCAUGAACAUGGAAUAUGGCUAGCGCGGUUGUAGCGCUACCAAGCCCGCAUCUUAAUCCCACCAUGUCCCCGGCUCCCGUCAACCCACUCGGCAGGGAGACAGCGCCGUCGUCCAAUGGCGACGUCGGUGGCGACGUCGCAUUCGUUGGCGAUGGCGGAGAGAAGAAAGAGGAUAGAGGAGGCCACAGUGGUCGAGAUGGUGGUCGGGAUGGUGGUCGAGAUGGUGGUCAGCCUGAGAGGAGAAGAAGGAAGUCGAGAUCGGACGGCAUGGUGGUUAGGAAGAAAGUCGGGGGCUACAUCUUAGGAGAUGUCAUCGGCGAAGGGUCCUUCGCCAAAGUUCGUCUGGGAACUCACAUCUUAACUCAAGAACAGGUUGCCGUGAAGGUAAUUGAUAAGAAGUUGAUCGCCAAUCGAGACUACGUUCGUAAGAAUCUACGAAGAGAGGCAACCGUUCUUCAGAAGAUGCGCCAUACCAACAUCGCUCGACUCUAUGAGGUUCUUGAGACGGCUAGUAAUUACUACCUGGUCAUGGAGCUCGCAGAGGGCGGCACGUUCAUGUCCUUCCUGUGUAAGAGGAGAAAGUUGAGUGAGCGAGAGACGAGAAGAUAUAUCAGGCAACUCGUCACCGCCGUCGAUCACAUGCACCACCUCGACGUCAUUCACAGGGAUAUCAAGAUCGAGAACUUUCUUCUGGAUAACGACCAAAAUCUGAAAGUAAUAGAUUUUGGACUGAGUAAUAUUCUUGGAUACGACGGGUUUCUUCGGACGCAAUGCGGCUCUCCGGCCUACGCUGCCCCGGAGAUCUUCUGCAACUCAAGCUAUGGCCCAUCUGUUGAUGUAUGGAGCAUAGGGGUGAACAUGUACGCCAUGCUGACUGGGGAGUUACCCUUCGUGGUGGACCCGCCCAACAACAUGAGUAAGCUACACGCAAGGAUCAUGCAGGGCGCCACCAUACCAGAUACUCUUACAAAAGAUUGCCGAGACCUUCUCAGAAGGCUUUUAGAACCGAAGGAACUAGACCGCAUCAAACUCUCUGAUAUUAUGCGGCAUCCAUGGAUGAACAGGGGAUACUCGCGGCGUCUCUACCCUUCCCGCUUCGAAGACUCCACCCCUAAACCUCUGGUGGAUCAACGCAUCAUCAAAGCGCUCGUGCAAUGCGGUCAUCAGGAGGAUAUACUCACAGAAUGCGUGCAAGAAAAUAGACCAACUUCCGAGAACGCUGCCUACUGCCUAUUGGCUAAGCGGAUCGCAAUGGGGUGGGGCUACCCGGAAAGUAACAAUGUCCUUGACAGCGAUCGGAGCGAGAUGGUGAGCGUGUUAACGGGGAUGGGCGUGGACGAUACGAUGGAGGCGGAGCUUGAAGAGAAGCCAUCACCAGUGCUUGCGCUUCGUCGUCCAAUCAGCGGACGCGGGACGAGAAGUAUGGCGGCAAAGGAACAGAACUUCGAUAUGGAAAACAAACUCAAGAGCGAUCGGAUGAAACUCGAGAAUACGAAUUCACCGAUAGAGAAAACUCCGAAGAACUAUGUGUCUCCAACAAAAAGAGAAAUUCAGGAUGACAUGCGAAAGGCUUGGAGCAAGUUGCAAACCAAUUCAAAGAACAGUGACGAAAGUUCAAAAGACCAUAGUAAAAAUAACAGCGUUAGGAGUACGAAUAGUGAAGGAAGCGAUAACAAUUCAACUGGAAGCAAAAUGGACGCAGGGGAAGCGCCAAAAAGUAAAACGAAAUACGUUCAAAAAGUGCCAGACAACAAAACUACCUCUCAUCUCCCUCGGCGAGUCCACAGCUCUUUACCCGCCAAACCGAGGACGUUGCCAAGCCCAAACUCCGCACCCUCCCUGCAGAACAACACUUGCAUUUUCAUAGUCAACGGGAAGGUCACGGCGCCGGAUCAAAUGGUUGGGCGAUCUGCAGGGCGAAAUGCCGCCCAAAUGCCAGGGAAAAGACAUUCGUUCCAUGGAGGUGAAAAAAUGAUUUACACCAAACGGGGCUUGGAGCGUGCUAACACUGUCCCGGCUGUUCACAUCGAGAGUUUGGACACAAAGAAUGGUUCGAAUGACCCGUCGCCGGGUGUCCCGGACAAAGAGACUAGUAUGGACACCCAGAUCAGCGAACUUCAUGCACCUUACCAGCCUCAUAAUGCCUUUCCAAUACAUCGCUUAGGGAACGAAUACACCCUCCCUUCCCAAGCUCAUCGCCACUCCUCCCGCUAUCUACCGGGGAACGUGUCAACUUCCGCCGUCACCUCGGCAACACAUCCUCCUCCUUAUCAAUACGCACAGCAUCUUCAAUACCAUAGCAACAGACACCAAUCGCUACGCCGCUCCCGUCCGCAACACCAGCGGUCCAUGACCGCGCCCCACCCUCAGGCCCGAUCACAGUCUCCGCUGCCCCUUCCUCCAGCCUCUCAUCAGAUCAGCAGGGAGGAGAGGGGGUCCGGCAAACCCACCAAGGCUGUGGCGUGGCAGGACCCUCCUGCGACUGUGGUUCUGUCAAAUAAUGGCCCGCCAAGGAGCAUUAGGAAUCGGCAGAGAGAGCUGCCGAAUAUAAAGGGAUUUGUGGGAUAUAUGUGACGAUUGAAUUAAAGUUUUUAUGUUGGAAAGCUAGUAUAUAAAACUAAUACACGUUGUACACAAGUUGUCAUUUCACUUCCCCUUUUUCGUCUUCAUUAAGCUAAUAAAAUCAAUUGAUGCGUACGCCACUAACUUGACGCAAUGGUAGUACAUGUACAUUUACAUUAAAUUAGUGUUCGCGAUGUCACCCUCAUAAUUACCGCGUCCAAAAUCGCUCAAGAUGCUGACGCAUGCUUAUAAUUUAUGUCAGGUAAAUGACGCCUCCCGUGCGCUGGGCAAUUCCUAUCACACACAAAGCGUGAUUUCGAUGUCAUAUACAGCAUACAAAGUCAUAAUUAUAUAGACCAAUCAAUGCUUUGAAGACGAUUGGCGCCAUGAUUUGCCACGCGUCGAUCGAUCAACGCAGUGUUUUGCAUUGUUCAGAUGGCAUUCCCUUUAUGUAUGAACAUAUUUGGGUUAAUGUUAACUUUUAUGUUUUGUUAGGCGGACCAUCAUUGACGGUCUAAACCAUGAUUAUUUAGCUUUAAACCCUCUUCUUACAUUAAGCACGAUGACAAUCAGUUAUUAUUUUGUGGAGUUAUGUUAUAGUGUGCAAGAGAAGAGCGGAAUCGUUAGUUUUAUAUCAAUGGAGUGGCCUCAUUUCAUGUGGAAAAGAGAGCCCCAAGUCGCAAAAAA